GUUUGAUAAUUGUUCAUCUACUCUGUCUCCUUCUUGAACAUAAAGAGAGAGAGAGAGAGAGAGAGAGAAUGCAGGUGAGUUUAGAGUUUGAAACGAACAUCAUCUCUGAGUUUAGAGAAAUAUUGUGCACCGACUUCGAUCGAGACGACUGUCAUGGCAUGCAGCAACUCCUCCGCCGUCUCGGAUCCAAAUUGCCACAUCCCCAUCGAGGGGUUCUCCGGCACUUUGUCGGCGGUUGAGCUCGCUUCGGCUUGGCGAACGAUUUGAAGCCUCAUUGUUUGAGUGCUAUUCAACUUUUCUACUGUUCGUUCGAAUGAGAGAAAAAAAGAGUUCAACUUCACGUCCAUUCUUGAACGAUCUGUUCUUGAACGGCCGUCGGAUAAUCUAUUCUUGAAUGGGAAUCUGGUAUCAGUGGUGGUGGUGGUGAGAUCGAGAUGAGAGAGAGAGGAUUUGUUGAUGAUGGAGAUAUUUAGUCAAGAGGCGGAAUAAAAAGGGCAAAAAAGUAUAUAACAUAUCCGAGCCUAUGCAGGUUCGGAAAUAAGGUUCGAAAAUAAUAUUCAGGAUUGAGUUCAAACCGAUGCUAAAAAACAAGGGCGGCCUCUAAUUUUCUAUAAAAAAAAAACCCGACACAAACCGUGUGAGUUUGUUUGGGUCUAGGUAGCACAAACAAAAACCCCAAUCCCCCCAAAACCAAGGGUUUAGACUUCACAGGCCACAGUGGAGAGAGAGAGAGAGAGAGAGAGAGGGAGGGACGAAGCAAUGGAGGGCGCAUCAUACCAGCGAUUCCCCACAGUAAAAAUCCGCGAGCUGAAAGACGACUAUUGCAAGUUCGAGCUCCACUCCACCGACGCCUCCCUGGCCAACGCCCUCCGGCGCGUGAUGAUCGCGGAGGUCCCCACCGUGGCCAUCGACCUCGUCGAGAUCGAGGUCAACUCCUCCGUCCUCAACGACGAGUUCAUCGCCCACCGCCUCGGCCUCAUCCCCCUCACCAGCGACCGCGCCAUGUCCAUGCGCUUCUCCCGCGACUGCGACGCCUGCGACGGCGACGGCCAGUGCGAGUUCUGCUCCGUCGAGUUCCACCUCAGGGCCAAGUGCAUCAACGACCAAACCCUAGACGUCACGAGCAAGGACUUGUACAGCUCCGACCAUACGGUUGUUCCUGUCGAUUUCUCGGAUUCUGGAUCUGGUAUUGAGAAUUCUGAACAGAGGGGAAUUAUCAUCGUGAAAUUACGCCGUGGGCAAGAACUGAGGCUGAGAGCCAUAGCCAGAAAAGGCAUUGGAAAAGACCAUGCCAAAUGGUCACCUGCAGCAACUGUUACUUUUAUGUAUGAGCCGGAGAUUCAUAUCAAUGAAGAUAUGAUGGAUACUUUAACACUGGAGGAGAAACAGGGUUGGGUUGACAGUAGUCCAACCAAAGUGUUUGACAUUGAUGCACCCUCUCAGCAGGUUGUAGUCGUUGAUCCUGAGGCAUAUGCAUACGAUGAUGAAGUGAUCAAGAAAGCAGAGGCGAUGGGGAAGCCAGGAUUAGUAGAGAUAUAUGCCAAAGAAGACAGUUUUAUAUUCACGGUGGAAUCAACUGGCGCUAUCAAAGCUUCUCAGCUGGUGUCCAAUGCAAUAGAUAUUCUCAAACAAAAGCUGGAUGCAGUACGCCUAUCGGAGGAUACCGUAGAAGCGGAUGAACAGUUUGGUGAGCUGGGUGCACAUAUGCGAGGAGGGUAAUCUGUUUGUCUGACCAGAAUCCUUGGUUGGUUUAGGAUAUUCAAAUUACUUCCUUUUCUUUUCUGAGAUGUGCUUGAAUCGUUGUGGCUCGCUGCUCCCUGCAAGUUCGUGAGUAGUUAAGGAUACUAAUUUUAUCGUCUGUAUUCUGUUUUCAAACUUAUGGUAACAAUUAACUUAUUGCACUUGUCUAGCUGAACGUGUUUCAUGCUUUUGAAUUAAGCUCGCUUGAAGUGCAUUUACCCA
This is a messenger RNA of Rhododendron vialii, 1962 nucleotides long. RefSeq names its product DNA-directed RNA polymerases II, IV and V subunit 3-like. Bases 760 to 1719 code for a protein of 319 amino acids. Lineage: Eukaryota; Viridiplantae; Streptophyta; Magnoliopsida; Ericales; Ericaceae. Gene Ontology annotation, cellular component: RNA polymerase II, core complex. Gene Ontology annotation, biological process: DNA-templated transcription. The record is from RefSeq and is a predicted model, not a curated record. The transcript is spliced from 3 exons. Gene Ontology annotation, molecular function: protein dimerization activity; DNA binding; DNA-directed RNA polymerase activity.